Messenger RNA from Ahaetulla prasina, 929 nucleotides. Its product is annotated as sigma intracellular receptor 2-like. Gene Ontology annotation, cellular component: endoplasmic reticulum. The record is from RefSeq and is a predicted model, not a curated record. The coding region runs from base 70 to 579 and encodes 169 amino acids. The transcript has 3 exons. NCBI's taxonomy places the organism in Eukaryota, Metazoa, Chordata, Lepidosauria, Squamata, Colubridae.
AAAGAAAAAAGCCAGCCUUUCGUUCCCAGCACCUGCCAGUCCGACGGAGAGGCAAGCAAGCAAGAGGCGAUGUCCGCGGUUCGCGUCCUCGAGUGGACCUUCGUCUUCUACUUCCUCGCUCACAUCUCGCUGAUUCUAUUCCUCGAUGUGCGUUCGUUGUGGCCUGAAGUCUACUUUCCCGGCCUGUCCCAAUUUUUUACCUGGUACAUAACUACCUUCAAGGAUCCACUAAUGGGGAAUCCCGAGCCCUGGUUCCGCUCCUUCCUGUACAUGGAAGCCAUUCCAGAACUGAUUUUCUUCCCCAUUGCUACCUAUGCUUUCUGGAAAGGGAAUUGCAAGUGGAUCCGGACUCCCAUGGUGAUCUACGCAACCCACGUAAUUACGGCGGCAGUUGCUUGCCUGGCCCAGAUCCUGUUUGCCGAUUUCUCUAAUACCCAAGUCCCCAGCCCAAGGACUCUGGGGGAACGCCUGACCCUCUCUGCUGUCUUUGCUCCUUUCUUAGUGGUUCCCCUCCUGAUGCUGCUCCUGGUGCUCUUCAGCCCUGCUUACAACCAAGUGGAAAAAGAGAAAAGGAAAUAAAGGCAUCGGCCCUUCUCCUGUGGGAAGGGAACGUGCAAACUGGGUCGAGGGAAGCGUGCUUGGGUUCCUGGAGGAGCAGAGGGUGGCCGAGGCCUCGGGGUCCCUGUGAAGUGGGAGAGGCUCUCAGGAGGGAUCCCAAAGGUGCUUUCUCAAAAGGCUACAGGACUUCCUUUGGUUUUUUUCCUUGAAGACAUUUCGCUCAGAGGUGGGUUUCAUCAGCAGGUUCUUUCUGAUCAGUUCUGGAGAACCAGUAGCAGAAAUUUUGAGUAGUUCGGAGAACCGGUAGUAAGAAUUCUGACUGGCCCCACCUCAGUGGUGAAAUGUAAAAGUUGUUACUACUGGUUCUGUGG